ACCACUCUCUGUCUUUUCUCCUUUCUGCUCCUAUCUAUCUUUUGGCCCUCACACACUUGCACAGUAUCGAAGAAGAUAGGCACUUCCCCAAAUAAACCGGACAAGUCAACAAUCUAAAGUUGAGAGAGAGAGAGAGAGAGAGAGAGAGAGAGUUGAUAUUAAUAGGUGAGUAAAGGGAAUCUCAACAAUGAGCAUCUCCCAACCUCUUAUGGCACUCCAAUCUGACGACGAUGGGAGGCUCUCAAGAACAGGGAAUGUUUGGACUGCUACAACACACAUAAUAACAGUGGUGGUUGGGGCAGGGGUGUUAGCUCUAGCAUGGGCCAUGGCCCAAUUAGGAUGGAUAGCCGGUAUAGCGAGUAUAUUGAUCUUUUCAUCGAUCUCAAUUUUCACUUACAGUCUUGUAUCCGAUUGCUAUAGGUUUCCAGAUCCAAUCAAUGGCAAGAGAAAUUAUACUUACAUGCAAGCUGUCAAGGCCUACUUAGGUGGAACAAUGCAUGUGAUUUGUGGAUUGAUUCUGUAUGGAAAGCUUGCUGGUAUCACAGUGGGCUACACAAUAACCUCAUCCACAAGCUUGGCAGCAAUAAAGAAAGCUGUCUGCGUCCAUAGAAAAGGACAUGAAGCUGAUUGCAGGAGUUCUUAUAAUCCCUACAUGAUCGGUUUUGGAACAUUGCAGAUUUUUUUGUCUCAAAUUCCAAACUUUCACAAAUUGACAUGGCUUUCAACAGUUGCUGCUAUCACCUCAUUUGGUUAUGUAUUCAUUGCUGUUGGUCUUUGUCUCUCAGUCAUUAUCUCUGGAAAAGGGGCAUCAACGAGCAUAACUGGAACCAAAAUAGGGCCAGAACUGUCUGCUGAAGAUAAAGUGUGGAGGGUUUUCAGUUCAAUGGGAAACAUAGCACUUGCUUGCACAUAUGCUACCGUUAUUUACGACAUAAUGGACACAUUAAAGUCACACCCACCAGAAAAUAAACAAAUGAAAAAGGCCAACGUGAUAGGGGUCUCAACAAUGACAAUGAUAUUCCUACUAUGUAGUUGUCUUGGCUAUGCUGCUUUUGGUGAUCACACACCAGGAAACAUUUUUGCUGGAUUUUAUGAGCCCUUCUGGUUGGUUGCCUUAGGAGACACAUUCAUCGUAAUCCACAUGAUUGGAGCAUAUCAGGUGAUGGGUCAACCAUUCUUUCGUGUUGUUGAAAUGGGUGCUAACAUCAUGUGGCCUGAUUCAAAUUUCAUAAACAAGGAAUAUCCAAUUAGUGUGUGUGGUAUAACAAUCAAUUUGAAUUUUUUUAGGCUAAUUUGGAGGACAAUAUUCGUGAUAAUUGCAACAAUUCUUGCCAUGGCAAUGCCAUUUUUCAAUGAGGUUCUUUCUUUGCUAGGAGCAAUAGGGUUUGGUCCUUUAGUUGUCUUCUUCCCUAUACAAAUGCACAUUGCUCAAAAGCAGAUAAGAACUUUGUCAAUGAAGUGGUGUGUGCUCCAAUUUUUGAAUUGUCUCUGUUUCAUCGUUUCAUUAGCCGCCAUAGUUGCUUCAAUUCAUGAAAUUAGCAAGGAUCUCCAUAAAUACCAGAUUUUUAAAUAUAAACAAUAGCACCCUUUUUUGUUUUUGUUUUAA
Molecule: messenger RNA, 1606 nt
Organism: Cicer arietinum (chickpea)
Lineage: Eukaryota; Viridiplantae; Streptophyta; Magnoliopsida; Fabales; Fabaceae
Product: amino acid permease 1-like
Source: RefSeq, a predicted model, not a curated record